GUUCUCAUAAGAAAACGCAGAGCCAGAGGCGUGCAGUUUGACUUCCGCGGCACCACUUAUGAAGUCAAAGCCAAGAGAGAAGUGAUACUGUCAGCGGGGACCACAAAUACUGCACAACUGCUAAUGCUGUCAGGUAUCGGCCCCAGAAAGGAACUCGACAGAUUCAAGAUUCCUGUCAAAGCUGACCUUCCAGUAGGCAAAAAUUUGCAAGAUCAUAUUGGAGUGGAUGUAAAUUUUCUUCUGAACUCUGCCAUCCCUGAAAUCAGAGCCAAACUUCUCAACCCUGUGAAUAUACAUAAAUAUAUCCAAAACAGAACAGGUCCACUGGCAUCUCUGGAAUUUUGUUCAGCUAAUGCGUUCCUGAAGAAACAUGCCAUAAAUCCUAGGGAAGAUUUUCCGAAUCAUGAAGUGAACUUUUUAGAAGGAACUACUUUAAAUGCGUUUCUCCAGUUCGGCCUAAGACUAGAGGUUUAUGAACAAGUUUAUGGACCUUAUAGAGGUAAACCAUUUAUAACAUGUGUUCCACACUUGCUGCAGCCUCGAAGUAGAGGAACAGUAACUCUCCAAUCCGACAAUCCGUAUGAUCCUCCAAUGAUUGACCCGAAUUACUUGGAAGAUCCAAGAGAUGUAAAAGACAUAGUAGAAGGAAUGAAAGUUUGUCGACGAAUCAGUUUAAGCGCUCCUUUGAAAAGACUUGGAUCUGUGCCAUUCGCUACACUGUAUCCUGGUUGCGAGCAGUACGCUGGUAAUGAAGAUGAUUAUUUUCGGUGCCAACUUAGAUCAGUAGUUUUGACAUUCAGCCAUUACGUGGGUACCGCGAAGAUGGGGGAUCCAGAAGAUCCCACCACAGUUGUAGAUCCUCAAUUGCGAGUCAAAUAUAUAAAGGGUCUGCGAGUCGUUGACGCCUCAGUUAUGCCCACAAUAACAUCUGGCAAUACCAAUGUUCCAACAAUGAUGAUAGCUGAAAAAGCCUCCGAUAUGAUUAAAAGCACAAUAAACUGCUAUGCACAUAAUCCAGAUAAAUGGACCUGGACGCGGCAUACCGACUUUUCCAACAGUGAGGAAGUUGAUCCAACCAUUUCGGAGAAUCCUGUGAAUGCGUUACCGCAGGAUGCAAAUCAAAAAGUGAUUAGAGAUCAUCCGCCCGAUACACUGGAAGAAGCCUGGGAUAAAAAUUCGCAAAUUAUUCUCCCGUGGAAUAAGGAAAUUACGGAUAAUAAAAUGUUUCUUUAAUUGCAAUCAAAAUUCCAAGUGAAGUUUGUUUCUUAUUGGUAAUUGCUCUCUAGAUCAUAAUCAACUGAGGUCUAUUCUGAAAGGUGCUUCACUGAACUCUUUUUUUUUUUUUUUUUUUUUUUUUUAGGAGAAUGAAGAUAACUAUGCUCUUGAUGGAAAUGCGAAGACCAAAACUUUCUUGUCAACUACAAAUCAGCCAAUUCCAUAUAAAAGGGAAUAUAUAAAUAGAAGUCCUUUUAGAAAAAAUCACAACAGACAGUAAUUAAGAGAAUCUGGAAAUAUGUUAUGAUUAUUUUUAAGUUUAAAGCUGGAGGCAUCCAUGAUCCUUUAGCAGUUGUGGCUCAUAUGCAAGAAUGAAUAACUAAUUCUCCUGCAAAUGCCAGAUUCAUUCUGUUAUUACAUUUCGUCUGGCUAAGGGACAAAAUACAAGUGAAUUUCAUCUUACAUUGUUUCUUGGCUAUGGAAAAGGCUACACGGAUGUCAGAGUUGGGCUUAAAAAGUAUUGGAAGUUUUAAGAUGCCCGCUCCGUGAUGAGAAAGAUUAAUGAGGGAAGUGGGAACUGACAAAGCUGUUGAAACAAAUCGCAAAGUGGUUUAGCGAGUCCAUCUACAUUAUUCUCUUGUUAACUUUUGGUUUGUAUCUUAAUAUUCCUCAAAUUUUAUAACUAGUUGACCAAUAACAAGUUUCUAAAAUAACAAGUUUCUAAAAUGAAGGCAUACAAAAACUGGUGACUUGUCAUAGUUUUUAUUUAGGAAAGCAAAUGGAUAGAGAAAUAAUAGCGUAUCUAUCUAACUUUUGUACGUAUUAAAACAUUUUCCCUCAUUUUUAUUUAAUUAAUUUUAAUUUAUUUAAUUAAUUAAUAAUUUCCUCAUUUUUAUUUUUACGGUACAUAAAUAAAAAUAGACCGCGUAUUCAAAGCAGUCUCUCAGAUAUAUAGGAAAACAAAAAUGCUGUAAGCAAAACUUACUAUAAGCAAAAAGAAAUAUUUCAACCUUUAGAAAUUAUUCUAUCUGAAGUGGAGAGCGAUUAACAAUAGAUAUAGCUAUUUUGUGUAACAUCAAGUGGAAAUUACCAAAGACUAUUUCUUCUCCUCUUCAGUGAGACUGCCGACUGCUCCCACUCAUCCAGAAUUAGCUGAAACGAAUUAAUGUAUUUAUUAUUUUUCUUUGAAAUGCUGAUAAAAAUUUGCGUGUGCUCCUUAUUACUUAUAUAAAUGAUCUUAAUCGGGUACAGACGAACAUAAAUGGAUACAUUUUGUGGGCUAAUGCAGCCUAAUUGUACCACAUAUAAGAUUAAUGAAGUAAGAAAAUUCGAAAUAUAAUGAAGAAGUGGACAGUCCUUGCCCCAGCAGCAAAACAUCAUCCUGAACAGUCAAAAGAACCUGAAUCAUUAGAAGAAUAAAACAUAGGCAUGAAUAAUACCUGCUGUUGCAAACUAAUAAGACUGAAUCUUUAUUGCUGAAUAAAAUAAAAGGGGAAGAAAAUGUAUGGAAUUUUCCCCUUCCUUACUGUGUGCCUUCGUGAUGUAACUGUUAGUACAUCAGAUUAACAAUCGGAAGGUCGGGAGAUCGAAUUCCAGUACAGGCAUAGUUGCUUUCUCAUAAUUCUUGCUUCACAAAUUCCAAGUUGUACAGACAUUAGGCAUUUUUUGAAAGCAGGAGAUGUGAAAAAUGAGCAAUGCCCUCACGGGGACUCGAACCACGGACCUCUCGAAUACGCGCCGAGCGUGCUGACCACUACAGCACGAAGGCAUACUAAGAAGGCGGAAAAAAUACCUUAUAAAAUUUCUAUAAAUCUCGUUCGAUAAAAAAAAGUAGUAGGCGAUAAUUUGUCACCACCUGAAUUCGGCGACUGGGGUCUCCACUCUCAGUUUCUCUUUUAGAAGGAAGAGCAUUUGUUUUUGAAUGUCAAAAGGAAAAUGUCACAGAAAAAUGCCAAAAUAUGAAAAAAAGGGGUACGCAGAGAGAAACUUGAUUAUUUUUCAUUCUUUUAACCUUCAGUUUCUGUUAUCUGUCAGCUACAGAGACAGUCUGGUUGACAAAAAUGAAUCCAUUAAAAAUAAGUACAAAAACAUUUAUAAUUUUAAAUAGACCAUAUUGUACAAGCAAGUAUGAUUAUUUUGUUCCCAUAUUUAGAAUAAAAGGCUGAAAGUUUUAAAGAGUAGAAUACUGUACUGUCAAAAAAUAAAUUUAAAUUUAAAAAAAAAAUGCAGUGAAAAUGUUUU
Messenger RNA from Stegodyphus dumicola, 3456 nucleotides. RefSeq lists its product as uncharacterized. Gene Ontology annotation, molecular function: flavin adenine dinucleotide binding; oxidoreductase activity, acting on CH-OH group of donors. The record is from RefSeq and is a predicted model, not a curated record. NCBI's taxonomy places the organism in Eukaryota, Metazoa, Arthropoda, Arachnida, Araneae, Eresidae.